UAAUAAAUUAACAACUUAUCAUAAUAAUAAACGUAAUUAGUAUACCCCAUGUAACGGAGACGGAUUCAGGAUUUGAAAAUAGGGCGGGCUAAAUUUAUCUUACAUACAAACUUAGAAAACUUGUACGAGUGAAUUUCAUUGAAGUAUGAAUUUUAAGGUCAAUUAACAAUUACAUGAUAAACUUCUCCAUGAAAGGAAAAUAAUUGAAAGCAUUUAUUAUCCAUUAUAAAAGAAGAAGAAGAAAAAAAAAAAGAACCAUUUUAAUCCAUCCAACGCAACUUGAAAAAUAAAAAUGAGAAGAAGUAGCCAAAAUUUAUAAGGAAAAAAAAUGAAUUGACGUUUUAUGUACACUAGAAAAGGUUAAAAAAAAAAAGAGAUUUUCUGUGGGCGGGAUCACUAGGAUGGGGUGUGUGGAGUGGAGGUGUACUUUGGUGAGCUGAGUAUUAAUAUUGGACUAUAAAAUAUCAAGUCACCGAAACUAUAGCUCAUGUUAGCAUGGACGUAGGACCGUCCCUGUCAUAUAAUAAGCGAAAUAAAUUUGCGUUAUAUCUUGGUUAAUACAGCGAUUUUGGUAGAUGCACAACUUGUCUUUAAAAUAUUUCCUUCUUAUUACUUAUUUACCGAUUAAUUUCUAAAAAUUAGAACUCAAAUUAGUAUCAUACGAAAUCAUUUCAUAAAUAACACCAUUGAAAUUAUAUUUAUGUGAUGAAGCAUAAUUGUCAUUGCCCAUAUGUGGAUUAAAUAAAAAGAAAAAAACAUCAACAACCAGAAGGGUAAGCAAAAUGUUUAGUGUUUGUUUGUGCUUUGGGUUGACUUGAUUUUGAUGUUUUGGGUUGAACUUAAAAUUUGAGAGUCCAAAUUGAAAUCAAAAUAUCAGUUUCCAAAGAAAGCCGAAGCCAAAACUAUCCCGCCCAAGUAUCAAACCAAAACACCUAAAAAGGGACCCGCCUAGUACCAAAUCUUUAUGCCCCAAAUGAAAAUACGAAAGUUUCAAACUUUUUAACCCAAACAUUUUUCAGACCCAAAAAAAAAAAAAUCAGUUUAGAUUGACUAAGCGCGCAAUUUUAACUUCAAAAAAAAUAAAACGACCCAAAAUUUUCAAAUUUGGUUCAUCGAAAAUAAAAGUCACGUGGAAACCCGGCCCCACACAGAAAAAUUCCCAAAAUUUCAAUUUUGUCCAGGGGAACGACAAAACGCUCCAAAAAUAAUAGAAAACAAAAUAAAACGCUCCAAAAUCCAAAAUCCCCAAAUUUUAGCUGCAACUAAAAAAUUCACGUCAAAUCAAACAGCGCCAAAAGCACAAAUUUUCGAAGCAGAGUUGAGCAUGGCGCUCUAUUUUCUCUCUCAAAACUUCAAAACCCACCCUCUCUUUCAUUCUCACUACAUAUUGCCAUCACCGCUCAGAGUCUUACACCUCAAACUCUGCGCUUUGCUUUCUCUCUCUAUCUCUCUCACAGUCCAACCCGAGCCACGACAUCAAGUAAAGACCAAAGCUCGACCAGUGCAGAGCAAUGGCUUCUACCACCGUGGCCGAGCAACUGAACUGCACUCGCAUCACUACUCGUGCUGCGGCGAAGCGGAGGGCGAUGGCCGCCUUGGUUGAGGAGCAUCAGCUGGCUACCAAGAAGCGCGCGGUGCUUGGAGAUGUUACGAACUUGGUCAACGUCGUCGUUUCGGCCAACCACAAAUCUUAUGGUGAGUUGCAGAAACCGAAUUGUGCAAUCAAGAAGGAGGAGAAGAAAGCCGUAGCAACACGUGACAUUGAGGAUCCGCAACUGUGUGGACCUUAUGCUUCGGACAUUUAUGCCUAUCUUCGUAGAAUGGAGGUGGAACCAAAGAGAAGGCCGUUGCCUGAUUACAUGGAGAAGGUUCAGAAAGAUGCUAAUGCUAAUAUGAGAGCGGUCCUUGUGGAUUGGCUUGUGGAGGUUGCAGAGGAAUAUAAGCUCCUUCCAGACACGCUUCAUCUCUCCGUUUCUUAUAUCGAUAAGUAUCUAUCGAUCAAUGUGGUCAAUAAGCAGAAGCUUCAGCUAUUGGGAAUUGCUUCAAUGUUCAUUGCAUCGAAAUAUGAAGAGAUUACUCCUCCAAAUGUGGAUGAGCUCUGUGACAUAACAGAAAAUACGUAUACAAAAGAAGAGGUGAUCAAGAUGGAAGCCGACAUUCUCAAGUCCCUGAAAUUUGAAAUGGGCAAUCCUACUACUCGGACAUUCUUAAGAAAAUUCACUGAUAUUGCUCAAGAGAAUUACAAAACUCCCAAUUUGCGGUUAGAGUUCUUGGUUUGCUACCUUGCUGAGCUGAGUUUAUUGGAUUACAAACUUGUGAAGUUCCUGCCUUCUUUGGUAGCUGCAUCAGUUGUUUUUCUGGCACGAUUUAUGACUAGAACAAAAAUACAUCCUUGGUGUCCAGCCCUGCAACAGUAUACUGGAUAUAAAGCAGCUGAUUUGAAAGAAUGUGUUCUUGCCAUACAUGACAUGUGCUUGGGUAGAAGAGCACGAAAUUUGAAUGUUAUUCAAGAGAAAUACAAACAACUUAAGUUCAAAUGUGUGGCACACACUCAUUGCCCUCAAGAUAUACCAGCUUCUUUAUUUGAGGAUCUGAAAACAUGAAAGUACAAUCCUUGUAGCAAGGGCUUGUCCAAUGUGAUAGUAAGAUCUGGAUAUAAGUUUUAUUGGGUGUGCUUGAUUGAUUGGAGGGUUGAUGGCGAUGGCUGAUGGUGUUUGCCAAUUGCUAUUGGGUGAGGAUGGGGCAUCAUUCUGCUUUGCGCCAGAUUACAACUUGAUUGACCUUUGUGUUGGAUUUCUGGGAAGCAGCUGGUUCUAUAUUAUCAUUCAGCAAAUACACUUCAGCUAGCGCAGAUCAAAACUGAGUAAGCUGUGAUGCAGGGUAUGGUCUAGUGGUGAACCAAAUGAGCUGACCCAAAGGGUAGCACUUAAGCAGACUGAUGCUGUAAACUUUCCACCCGAUGUGGUGCAAUUGCAACGAUGGGUGCAUGGCAUCUAAUCGUAGUGUGCCAACAAAGAAAAUAUACAUGAUUGCUUUAUCACCUUAACAGCUGGGUUGCAUUUGUUUAGCCACAGACGUAAUGACGCACGAGAAGAGUGUUGCUGUUGUCAAACUGAAACAGCCAGGCCAGCGGCUAUAAUUUACUUUUGUGGUUAGGUUAACUAGGAGUUUACUGUUAGUUUUAGUUACGUUAAAUACUUGUUACAUCAGUUACAUUAGCUGAGGGCUAAUCUUGUAGCCUAUAUAUACUGUAACACUGUCAUGUUAAUAAUUAAUGAGAAUGUUUACUUUCAGAA
Messenger RNA from Prunus persica (peach), 3296 nucleotides. Its product is annotated as putative cyclin-A3-1. Gene Ontology annotation, cellular component: cytoplasm; cyclin-dependent protein kinase holoenzyme complex; nucleus. Bases 1512 to 2603 code for a protein of 363 amino acids. NCBI's taxonomy places the organism in Eukaryota, Viridiplantae, Streptophyta, Magnoliopsida, Rosales, Rosaceae. The record is from RefSeq and is a predicted model, not a curated record. Gene Ontology annotation, molecular function: cyclin-dependent protein serine/threonine kinase regulator activity. Gene Ontology annotation, biological process: regulation of cyclin-dependent protein serine/threonine kinase activity; mitotic cell cycle phase transition. The transcript is spliced from 8 exons.